Molecule: messenger RNA, 8189 nt
Organism: Rhopilema esculentum
Lineage: Eukaryota; Metazoa; Cnidaria; Scyphozoa; Rhizostomeae; Rhizostomatidae
Product: ATP-dependent chromatin remodeler CHD1
Biological process (GO): nucleosome organization
Cellular component (GO): nucleus; chromatin
Molecular function (GO): ATP hydrolysis activity; DNA binding; ATP-dependent chromatin remodeler activity
Source: RefSeq, a predicted model, not a curated record
UGGUAUGCAGAAGCUUUGAGAAUACACUCUUUUUAUGGGUUUCGAACACCAAAUGUUUUAUGUUUCUCAUGAUUUUAUACAGUUUAUCUAUUUUUCAUUUUUGUUACCUUUAUUUAACUUACCAUUACCAUUUCACAACAUUUUUAAUUUAUUUGCCAUAGUUAUUUUUUAUGUGUAUGUGAUCUUUUAUCCCAAAUAACAAAAAAUACCAUUUUUUUAAAAAUUAUGUUAUUUGUUAUAUUUAUUUCAUGACUUUUAAUAGUAAUAGUAAAAAAAUAUUCUUAAAAUUAGAUCUUAUAUGUUAUAUUUUAAUUUUUGUUAGGUUGUUUAUCAAUGUUGUUCAAGUCAAAAAUUGAAGUUUUUUGUAAAGAGUAUUAGUUUUGGACCUUUUUUACUUUAUAUUUUCAUUCAUAAGUCAUUCUUCUUUAUUAUAUUACAUAAUUCCUGCUAUUUUUUUGUUCAAAGCACCCUCAUGUUUGUGGUUUUAAUCAUGGCCAUGUUGAAUUUCCUUUGUCAUUCUUUCAUAGCUUCCAAGUUAACUUGAUGGCCUUCUCUAAUACCUUUUCCUGGUCUAUUAACACUUAUUUUAUUAUUAUUAUUAUUAUAAUUUCUCCAAUUUGGGGUUUGACAUUCAAUCACAUGUGUGACACGUGUAAUAUACCAGGUUGCAUUGCGAUUUUCCUUAUCGGCCGAAUUUAUUUGUACGGCAAGAAGGCAGUAGAACGUCGUCCAACUUGCUUAUUCGUACUGUUUGAUGGCUAUGCCCCCCAUCUUAGACAGUCAGGAGGCUGGUCAUUCAAGUUGUGAUGAAAGCUCCCAUGAAGAACUGUUUGUUGAAGAAGAAAAGGAAACGAAAGAGUCUUGGGAAGAGGACUCUUCAAGCGCAUCUGAAGGUGAAUCUGGUUCGGACAAUGAAGAUGAAGAUGAAUCAAAUUCUGAUGUGUCUGUAGAUGUCACAUCAACUAAGUCUUCUGUAGCAACCUCAGGAAGAACAAGCAGAAAUGAAAAUGACAUCGAUGAAGAGAAUGGCGAUGAAGAUGAUGAUAAUGGCCAAGAAGAAGACUCCGAUGGUGACAGCAAAAAUGCAGAUGAAGAUGCUAAAGGGAUUAAAGAUGCAGAAAGCAAGUUUUGGGAACAGAACCCAGAAAUAUAUGGUAUUCGAAGAUCUUCACGUGCAAGGAAGGAACCAGAAAGGCUCACUAUCAAACAAAAGGAACAAAGUGAUAGUGAAUCCGAUAUCCGGUCAAGACGGGCGAAGAAGAGAAAGAAAAACAAAAGGUCAAGGCUCAGCUCAGGAAGCUGGCCAACCUUGAGUAGCGGUAGCGACAGUGAAUCAAGCAGUGAUUAUGGUCAGAGGCAAAAACCCAGACCAGCGCCACGGAAGCGAGUUCCUACUAAUUCCAGAUCGAGGAAAAAGGCGUCCUCCAGCUCAGCCGGUGAUUUUGGCAGAGCCUCCUCCGAAGAGGAACGAGAUAAUAGAAAAGCCUCUAGGCGGUCAGCUUCAAAAAUCAGCUACAAGGAACACAGUGAUGGUACAACAGACGAGGAUGACGUCAUUGAAACAUCUGGUAUGCCUGAGAUACCUGAUGAUGCAGAAACCAUAGAGAAAGUCCUGACCCAUAGAUGUGGCAAACCAGGGGUUAUUGGUGCCGUGACCACGAUGUAUGCCCCUGAAGCGAAAGAUCUCGCUCAAGCUAGCUUACCAGACCCCAAAACGGAGCCGACUGAGCUGCAGUUUCUGAUAAAAUGGAAAAACUGGGCACACAUCCAUAACACUUGGGAGACUGAAAAAUCUUUGACUGAACAGAAAGUGAAGGGAUUGAAAAAACUUGCCAAUUAUAUAAAACGAAUGGAUGAAAUCAAUAACUGGAAACGACUGGCAUCCCCCGAAGAUGUUGAAUACUUCGAAUACCAACAGGAGCUUCUCGAGGAAAUUCUAGACGAAUACAAAAUCGUUGAGCGUAUCAUAGGUCAUCAUUACAAUGAAGAUAGCAAAUCUUCGUACCCGGAUUAUGUUUGCAAAUGGCAAGGCCUUCCUUAUUCAGAAGCAUCCGUAGAAGACGGCUCACUUAUCGCACGCUUCUUCCAGGAUUCUAUUGAUGAGUAUCUUAACAGAGAAAGAGCGCCUACAAUCCCUAAUAGAAACGCUAAAUACCUAAAGCAUAGGCCCAAAUUUGUACAGAUUAAGAAGCAACCAAGUUAUAUGGGUCCCGGUGACACUUUACAACUGCGUGACUAUCAGCUGGGCGGAAUAAACUGGGUUGUGCAUGCCUGGUGUAAAAACAACUCCGUUAUUCUAGCAGAUGAAAUGGGCCUAGGCAAAACGAUUCAGACUAUAUGCAUUUUGUCCCAUUUAUUUCACACCUAUGAGCUGUACGGUCCGUUUCUGAUCGUUGUGCCGCUAUCGACAAUGGCUGCUUGGCAAAAAGAGUUCCAGUCUUGGGCACCGGAUAUGAAUCUUGUUGUUUAUAUCGGCGAUGUAAAUAGUAGAACGAAAAUACAGGAAUAUGAUUGGUGCAAUAAAAAUGGACGGCUUAAAUUUAACUGCAUUUUGACCACAUAUGAAAUGCUGUUGAAAGAUAAGGAACUGCUUGGCUCAGUGUACUGGGCUGCCCUCCUGGUCGAUGAGGCCCAUCGUUUGAAGAACGACGACUCGCUGCUGUAUAGAACUUUAGUGGAUUUCAGAACGAACUUCCGACUUCUAAUCACUGGUACACCGUUGCAGAAUUCAUUGAAGGAGCUGUGGUCAUUACUGCAUUUCAUCAUGCCAGAUAGAUUUCCACAAUGGGAAGAAUUUGAAAACCAAUACUCGAUGUCUCAAAUGAAAGAUGGAUACCAAAACCUCCACCGAGAGCUAGAGCCUUUUCUCCUAAGGAGAAUUAAAAAAGACGUUGAAAAGUCAUUGCCUGCGAAGGUUGAACAAAUUCUCAGAAUUGAAAUGUCUGGAAUUCAGAAACAGUACUACAAAUGGAUUCUUACCAAGAACUAUAAAGAGUUGAGCAAGGGCGUCAAAGGGAGCAUCAGUGGCUUCUUGAACAUUGUUGUCGAGCUUAAAAAGUGCUGCAACCACUCCAACUUGGUCAGGCAGCCCGAAACUACAGCGGCACAAGAUUUUCUUCAGGCCGUUAUCAAAGGCAGUGGCAAAAUGGUUCUUCUCGACAAAUUGCUAACGAGGCUGAAAGAACGAGGUCACAGGGUGCUUAUAUUCUCGCAAAUGGUCAGAAUGCUGGACAUUAUUGCCGACUAUCUGGCGAUGAAGAGAUUCCAAUUCCAGAGACUGGACGGAUCUAUUCGAGGUGACAAAAGAAAGCAAGCUUUGGACCAAUUUAAUGCAGAAGGAUCGCAGGACUUCUGCUUCCUGUUAUCAACGAGAGCUGGGGGUCUUGGCGUCAAUUUGGCCACUGCCGAUGUUGUUAUUAUCUUUGACUCAGACUGGAACCCCCAGAAUGAUCUACAAGCCAUGGCAAGAGCACACAGAAUAGGCCAAACGAAGCAGGUGAAGAUUUAUCGACUGGUAACCAAAGGAAGUAUCGAAGAAGAUAUCAUCGAGAGAGCGAAGAAGAAAAUGGUUCUUGAUCAUUUGAUCAUCCAGAGAAUGGACACGACAGGAAAGAAGGUCCUCAACAAAACUGCUCCAUCAGCAUCGACUCCUUUCAACAAAGAUGAGUUGGCAGCCAUCCUUAAAUUUGGAGCUGAGGAACUUUUCAAGGAGCAGGAUAACGAACAAGAUCAGAAGCUACAGGCCAUGGACAUCGAUGACAUUUUGGAAAGUGCAGAAACACACGACUCGGAGAACCAGCCGUCAACUGCAGGAGAAGAUCUUUUAUCGCAGUUCAAGGUUGCAAACUUUGGAAUAGGCGAGGAUGACGAUGAACUGGAGAAGCAAGCCGGAGACACGACAGAAGAGGAAGGGAAAGAUGACGAAAAGACAUGGGAUGACAUCAUCCCUGAAGCGGAAAGAAAGAAGGCAGUAGAAGAAGAGGAGCAAAAGAAAAGAAUGGAAUUGUAUUUGCCUCCACGGAAACGCAAGACUGUCACUAAGAUGAACAUGCAUCACUCAGACUUGAAGGAUGGCAAACGAAAAUCGAAGACAAAGACGAACACGGAUUCAUCAAGCCACGACGAAUCCGAUGCAGAUCGCGAAGCACCCAAAAGAAAGAGAGGACGGCCGAGAACGGUGAAGCGAGAUGAAGUUGAGGGAUUCAGUGAUGCCGAAGUCAGGAAGUUUAUCAAGAGCUAUAAGAAAUUUCCAAGACCAAUCACAAGACUUGAUGAGAUUGCCGCCGAUGCUGAGCUGCAAGAAAAGUCAACGGCAGAACUGACAAAGCUGGCAAAUGCUUUGCACGACGGCUGUGAACGGGCUAUCAAGGAAUACCAAGAGAAACUCGUCAGUGAUCCUAACUUUGACGGCAAAAAGCGAGGUGCUUCAUUUAAGAUCUCUGGCGUGUCUAUUAAUGCUGCGUCUGUUUUGAAACACGAACAGGAAUUAGAACCGCUUGCUCAAUGCAUUCCAGAAGAUCCGGAACAGAAAAAGCAGUAUCGAUUAACUGUUCCUACCAGAAGCGUGCAUUGGGGUAUCAAGUGGGAUGCCGUCGACGAUUCAAUGUUAUUGGUUGGAAUAUUCCAAUAUGGCAUUGAUAACUGGGACGCAAUCAAGAGCGAUCAUAGCCUUGGCUUAUCAAAUAGGAUCCUGUUGCCUGGCAACCUGAAGCCGCAAGACAAGCACUUAAGAUCUCGAGCCGAAUAUCUGCUGAAACUUUUGAAAAUGAUGUGUAAUGAGAAAAAAGAAACCAUCGAGAGAAAGCUUAAAGCCAAAGAGAAGAGAAAAAAGCCACCGAAAGAAAGUAAGAAGGUUUCGGAGAGCAGUGUGACCCCUUCAGAGCCUUUGCUUUAUCACCAACCCCCGGUAGACGUGUAUGAAGAAACGAACAGUUCUGUUUCGCAUCAUCACCAUGUUCAUUUUGCGGAUAAGGAGACUCCCGACGUGAAGCAGGAAAAUCAGGGUGAACUGCCACCGGAAAAGAAGAAGAAGACAAAAACGGAAAAAAAGGAAAAGAAACAGAACAAAGAAGAAAAGGAAAAGAAGAAACCAAAACCAAAGCCAGUCAAACCAGAAAGGGAUGAAUUAAUCAAUGAAGACUCGACUUCACAAUUUUCGCAGUCAUCGGUUACAAUCACUGAGAUUGCCGACAUGAGUAAAGAAACAUUUACCCAGUGCAAAGAGAAAAUGCGCUCGGUGAAGAAAGCCCUUCGCAUGCUGGAAAACCCUGAAGAAAAUCUCCCCGAGAAGGAACAAGUGAACUUAACUCGUCAGUGUCUGCUGAAGAUUGGCGAUCACAUACAAAAGUGUCUAGACAAUUACACGGAUUUUGAUUUGGCUAAAGAAUGGAGAAGCAAUCUCUGGACUUUCGUCUCCAAAUUCACUGCUUACGACGCUAGCAAACUAUUCAAGCUGUACAAGAUUGCAUGCAGAAAACGGGAUGAGCAAAAAGAGGAGCAAAGACGCAAGGCUUCAUCAGAGAAAAAGAUUGUGCACCAAGCAUUUGCAACACCCCAUCAACAGCAACCACCAACGAAAGACAAAGAAUCAUCCCAGCAACAACAACAACAACAGCCUCCUCCGCAUCAUCACCAUCAUCACCAUCACCACUUCACGCCGAACCUGCACGAACUUGAUGAAGUUAGGAAGCGAACUCUUGGCAUCGAAAUUGCCUCGCCCAGCGGGAAAAUACCGAAAAUCGCUAAAUCAUCGUCUUCGGCCAAAGAAAAAAGCUCAAAGCAUUCUGGUAACCGAUCGCCGAACUACUCACGACACGAAUACAGCAAAAGCAGUCGAUGGCGUGAAAGAAGCAGAAGUCCUAUUUCUAGUCCUUCAUAUCGUCAUCACGAAAAAGAACACUCUCGCAACGAACAUCGAUAUAGAGACGAAAGAUCUCGAGAUCAUGACGAUAGGUCACGUGACUCAAGAUACCAGACCAGCUAUCACAGAGAUCACUGGGACAGAGAGAAGGAUCGACAUCGAGACCAUUACAAUAUGGCGGAUUCGAAAUGGGGUCGUGACCAACAUAGGCAAGACCAAAAAAUUCGCGACAAGGAACGAGAUUUUAUUGUUUCAGAUAAUUCCAGUCAGUCUUACGAUUUUCAAUCGAAAUAUUCCAAGAAGGAGAACCUAACUCAUCGUGGAUUCGGUGAUAAAAAGUUAUCGCCAAAGAGGAAAGCAUACACUCAAGACUAGCUGAUGGUAAAUAUUCUGGUAUUCCAUUCCUCGCUCGAGCUGUAUAGCGAAUAUUGUACACUUGACAAAAUAGCUGUUCUCAAUGGCGCAGAAAACAUAUUUGCGAACAGGAAAACAGCCUGCUUUUUAUCGUCGCGUUUAUCCAUAUGGUAAGGAUCGGCAUUCCAUGUUUUAUAUGGUACUUGAAAAGACUUCGGUUUCGACCUAGGAACCAAUCGAUGCUGCUCGCUGUCAUGCGACCACCUUUCGUACUGUGGAAAUUCCUUUAUUAUUUGGUAUAGGGACUUGGAUUUUUGUAGAGCCAUUGCUCACAAGUGUCCGUCUUGCUGACGUCAUUUUUUAGUUACGCGCACAUUGCGAAUCCACAACAUGGCCGCCUGCUGAAGUUUUGAAUGAGUGUCGUAUCCGCUUUGGCUUGGUGAUGCCAAUUAGAAUUUAUAUUAUAAUAUAUUACUCGACGAACCCCUUAUUCACCUAAAAGGAUUAUGUUGCUAAAGUAGUAAUAAUAGUAACAAAGGUGCAUCCUUGAGGAACAACCUUAGAAGACAGCCUAGUAUUACUCCCUAUUGCCACUGCCUCGCUUCCACAACUCCACCAGUUAACAGACAAGAACUCCAACUGUUUGUUGAUAUAAGUUAUCAGCUGAAUAUCCAUCUUCCUCGCUGACUUUUAAAACAUACAUUGGCAGUAAUGACAGACAUAAUUUUCCUUGGCAGUAAUGGCCACUUCAAUGUUCUCUUGCGAAGAAUACAGAUUGCACUCUUGUGGGUAGCUUCUAACAAUUUUCACUGCCUUAGGCCGUCUAAUAUCUUUGUCUAAUAUCACUGCCUUAGGCCGUUUAAUAUCGAAAGUACACUAAUUUCGUCAUUUGUCUCCGCCAUUUUAUCGUAAUUUGUAGUUUUGAUGUAACAACUUGUGUUGUAGUGUAGAAAUAUUUCUUGACAAUGUACUUAGAAUUAUUUGGGGUAACCUUGAUAACGUUUCUGUUGUAAAUAAGCAAGAUUCCCUUGAAGUCAAUAAACAACUCGUGUUUCUUUUAGCUGCGAAAGCCUGGUCUCCUCUUCUAAACCCACGUUGAAUUUUAGCCUUCCUGUGAAUUUCAACCUUUCUGUGAUAUUCAAUAAUGGUGAACUCUUGUGCAUCCUAGAUGCUGUUAAGUUUUUAAACUUUUUACCGUCCUUUCAAACUGGGCAAAAAAUCAUCUCCUUUGAAGCUAUUUUAUUUACAAAAUUUGAUGUUAUACCACGAGUAAUAGUUUUAUCUUCAUAAAAAGCCCUUUUGGUCAUAAUGAGUAGGGUGAUGGUUGAAGAACCAUAUAAUGUUGAUAUUAGCUCUGUGUUUCAACCCGCCCUCGAUAAACUACGUGUCCCUGUACCCAAGAAGAUGCAAAAGUUAACACUGUUAGGUCAUUUUUACAGGCUUUAGCGAUUUUAAGUUGAUCCCCUCGCAAAUGCAUUCAGUAGAAUACAUUUUUUCAUAGGUUCUUCUUAAAAAUUGUUCUGGCCAUGCUUGAAGCUUUGAAACAAAAAUUCAGGCUGAUUGCUUGCAGAUUAAUUGCUAACAAUGAGCCAUUGCGAUGCUUAGGCAUCCCAUAAUGCAUUUUCUGACAGUAUUAAAUCGAUUUUGGUUAUCCAUAGAAGCUUUCUGUCAUUAUCUGUAUCGCUGCCUUGACGAUCGCCACAAGGGCAAAGGCUCAUAGUUAGCAAUGUGUUUUUAAAGCUUUACAAACGACUUAAUCUUAGGGCCUUUCCCCCCUGUCCCCUAAGAUACAAAAACACGAUACAUUCUCCCCCGGAUCUAAUGUCCCGUAAAGUAACAUUUUGGUGUCUAUGAGACUUGUAGAAUUCUUGUUAGUGCAGUAGUAAUUUAUUUUUAUAGUUUGUGUACAACUUGAUAUCAAAUUUAAUCAUAAAAUUGGAAAGAGGUAUUAUUGCCCUCGAACAAUCCUUAAUCA